Messenger RNA from Hemibagrus wyckioides, 5155 nucleotides. It is a transcript of the gene arl8bb, whose product is annotated as ADP-ribosylation factor-like 8Bb. Gene Ontology annotation, biological process: protein transport; anterograde axonal transport. Gene Ontology annotation, cellular component: lysosomal membrane. Bases 151 to 711 code for a protein of 186 amino acids. The record is from RefSeq and is a predicted model, not a curated record. The transcript has 7 exons. Gene Ontology annotation, molecular function: GTPase activity; GTP binding. NCBI's taxonomy places the organism in Eukaryota, Metazoa, Chordata, Actinopteri, Siluriformes, Bagridae.
CCGCGCGCACUUCCCUUCCGGAAGCUGUGUCACCUCUCGGUGCAGUAAACAGCAGAGAGUAACAAAUAUCCCCGACUGCGUGUUCGUGUAUGUGUAUGUGUUUGUGUUGACCCAGCCUCCUGAGCUCUUUCUCCAGAGAGCCUCAGCACCAUGUUGGCCCUCAUUAACCGGCUCCUGGACUGGUUCCGCUCGCUCUUUUGGAAGGAGGAGAUGGAGCUCACCCUCGUCGGUUUACAGUAUUCCGGAAAAACCACCUUCGUCAACGUGAUCGCGUCGGGUCAGUUCAGCGAGGACAUGAUCCCCACCGUGGGCUUCAACAUGAGGAAGGUCACCAAAGGCAAUGUCACAAUAAAGAUCUGGGAUAUCGGAGGCCAGCCUCGCUUCAGGAGCAUGUGGGAGCGAUACUGCAGGGGAGUCAACGCCAUCGUCUACAUGGUGGACGCCGCUGACCGGGACAAGAUCGAGCCGUCCAGAAACGAACUGCACAAUCUGUUAGACAAACCUCAGCUUCAAGGCAUUCCUGUCCUCGUUUUGGGGAACAAGAGAGACCUUCCCAACGCGCUGGACGAGAAGCAGCUCAUUGAGAAAAUGAACUUGGCAGCGAUACAGGACCGAGAAAUCUGCUGCUACUCUGUCUCGUGUAAAGAGAAGGACAAUAUAGACAUCACACUGCAGUGGCUUAUUCAGCACUCAAAGUCUCGAAGGAGCUGAGAGAAAAGGAGAAGCCGGCGUCCUGUGUUCCACCCUGCAGCCCCAUCUUGCCCUCCUCUAGAGUCAAAACCUGCUCUGAACACCGGCUCCGAACCCCGAACCCCAGCUCUCUGCCCUCCGUCAGCCUCUGGUCCUGCUUUGAGCUAGCGCUAAAGCCAUUUUAAAUGUGCUGUUUCUUUUUUUUUUAAAGGUCAAGAACAGUCCUGUGUAUCUGGUCUCCUAGCUCAAAGCACAACACAGCCAAUCAAACUCUUUAUCUGUUCGUUCAGUGACUCUGUCUCUCUCUCUCUCUGUCUCUCUGUCUCUCUCUCUCUCUCUAUUUCUCUCUGUAAUUCAGAGCCCUGUUCUCUCACGUUGAAACUUACUUUCUCAGAUUCUUUUCUGUUUGAGGACAUUUAUUCAUACCAAACACUUCCAGUGAUGGGGACAUUUUUUUUUUUUCUGGCCCAGAAAUUAGUUCCAUUCACACCUGGUCAGUUUUCCUUAAAGUUGCAGUUCACCUCACGGGCAUCAGACGACUUUAUGAAUUACAUACUGCCCCUUUAAAUGCGUACAGAACGGACACUGAAGCCAUUCAAAUUUCUUUAAGGUCUUGCACAUCUGCACUGACACGGACUCUGAGAUAUUUAUCUACAUUAAUGCUACAUUAAAUCUGAGCGUAGCUCCAUCACACUAACUCGGACACGGUUUAAAAUCAUUUAGAAAUCUGCCUUUUUUCCACUACAGCAUCUUCAACCGAAUUAAGCUUUAUAAUUUUGCAGUGAAUAUAUAUAUAUAUAUAUAUAUAUAUAUAUAUAUAUAUAUAUAUAUAUAUAUAUAUAUAUAUAUAUAUAUAUAUAUAAAAAAAUAUACUAUGAAUGAAUAUAUAUAUAUUACUCUAACCCUGUAAUCAUCAUAUAAGGCUGAUGAUGCAGAUUGUGUAUGUACUGAGGUGCAGUUAAAGGUGUGGUUUGUAAAUUUAAAGAGCAUCACCUAAACUGUUAUUAGUCAUGUGCUUUCAUUAAUAUAUAUAUAAAAAAAAAAACCUUGACAGUAUUACCGUGCUCCAGAUCUCGCUGGUUUAAUUAAAAUUAAUUAAUUAAGAUUUUUUUUUCUGGCCCGGAAAUAAGAGCCUCAAUAGAGAAAAUGGAGCGUCUUGAUUCGUGAGGUUAGUUUCAACAGGGAGAUGGAGGUGUGUGGGUUUUUUUCCUGUUGCAUUUCACCUUGCAAGGUAAGAAAAUGACGGACUGCUCCUUUAAACUGUUUGAUUCUCUCGCUUCAGCCACUUCAUUUUGGGGGUUUUUUCACGACUUAAAAAUGUUAUUUAUAUGAGAGAGCCGCGGUGAGAGAGCUGAAGUGUGUAUAGUGUUGACUUUUCCAUGAGAGAACAGGAUCCUCUGGAUCUUAUUUACUCUUUUCCUCACUCUUGUCAUUACACAUUUUCUCUCUAACUCUCCCCCUGUCUCUCUCUCUCUCUCUCUCUCACACCACUCUGCCCUCCUCACUCUCUCCAGCGCACUGUCGUCAUCUCUCGGACGCUUUCAUGUGGUCUCUCACCUCCUGAAACGCUAACACACCUGAGCUCCUCCUCACUGAAAAAAGAGCUGUCACACACCCGAAAGAAAGCGAUCGAUCCUGGCCUCGCCUCGUCCUCAUCUGUCCUCGUCCUGCAGAUGUCCAUGACACUGUCGGUCAGGCGUCUGUAUGUGCUCUGGACUCAGAAAAAAUAAUCCUGACAAAAAUCAUCAUAUUUUCUGCAAAUGAUUCUUUUGAUAGGCGACUCAAUCAGAAAGUCCAUGGAAGAAUGCUAAUGCUGACUGUUUUUUAUUUUAUUUUGAAUGAUGUAUUUUUAUUUUUAUUUGUUGUUGGACUGGACAUUAGACGUGAUUUGGAUGCUUUUUAUUUGUCUUUUUUUUUUUUUUACACGUUUGUUUUAAUUUGCGCUGUUCAUCGUCCUCUGCAGAAACUGAAGUGCCUUCUGUGACCAUUCCUGCUUCUGCGUCUGCGCAAUAAGAAGGAGCUGGAUGUAGAAGUAGUUUAUAGACUGCUUUAAUAACAAGCUUCAGUGUAAUGAGAAACUUUCUCCGGCGCUCCUGAAGAGUGUUGAGUGAAAGGUAAAGGUGUGCUCUGCGUCAGCAGCUCUCGUCUCAGUGGUUCCCGGUCUCAGACAGGACAGAGUUCUUCAUGUAGAUCUGUGUGUGUGUGUGUGUGUGUAGGACCGCUUACUCUGCGUUCUUGGUGUCUUGAAGGUGCUAAUUUGCAGGUUGUAAUUACACUAAAUUCCUCCUUCGCACCAUGAAAGCGUCUAGCUGUGUCCGAGCGUGCAGGAGUGAGCAGGCCUGAGGGGUUACUGCUUCUGUUCUACUUCAGCAAACAUUCACACAACAUUGUGGAGCGAAACAGCAGCAACACGCUAGCCUCAGAACCAUAGCUUAGGAGUGUUAGCAACAUACUGACAAGCUAAUGUUAGCGAAAACUCUAAUGAUGACGAGUGGUAUAGAUUUAACUGUGUGUGUAUGUGUUAGUGUGUGUGAACUCUAAACCCAAUUAAAAGCAGACACACAGUGAGCGUGUCCAUGUUGUGUGUGUGUGUGUGUGAGCGAGAGAGAGAGAGAGAGAGAGAGAAAGUGUCCAUGCUGAGUUGAUGUCACUCUGAAGUUGACUUUUCUGUAUCUUGACCAUCUGUAAGUCACAGCUUGACCUCUGACUCAGCAUUAAAGUGAUAUUUAACCCUUGAACACUCGCCGUUGUGAUUUUCCAGUCUUAAGAUCUCACUAAAGGUUUGUUGAUGAUUUAAAUCAGACAUCUGGAGGAACCUGAUACCCGGAACCACUGACGCAGAUCCUGCUUGACCGUGAUCGUGAUCGUGAUUGUGACUGCGUGGCUCUUCGUAUGUUUUUCACACUGGCAUGCAUUCGAUGUGCUUUUAAAACUUUUCUUCAAAAUCACCUGAGCACAAAGGAUAUCUGACCAAUCCCACCCCAAAGCCAGAGGAGGUCUGACCAAUCCACUUACCUCUAAAAGGAGGUCUGACCAAUCCUUUUCUCUCUAAAAGGAGGUCUGACCAAUCCACUUCCCUCUAAAAGGAGGUCUGACCAAUCCUCUUCUCUCUAAAAGGAGGUCUGACCAAUCCUCUUCUCUCUAAAAGGAGGUCUAACCAAUCCACUUCUCUCUAAAAGGAGGUCUAACCAAUCCACUUCCCUCUAAAAGGAGGUCUGACCAAUCCACUUCCCUCUAAAAGGAGGUCUGACCAAUCCUCUUCUCUCUAAAAGGAGGUCUGACCAGUCCUCUUCUCUCUAAAAGGAGGUCUAACCAAUCCACUUCCCUCUAAAAGGAGGUCUGACCAAUCCACUUCUCUAAAAGGAGGUCUGACCAAUCCUCUCCCCUCUGAAAGAAGGCCUGACCAAUCCUCUCCCCUCUGAAAGGAGGUCUGACCAAUCCUCUCCCCUCUGAAAGGAGGCCUGACCAAUCCUCUCCCCUCUGAAAGGAGGCCUGACCAAUCCUCUCCCCUCUGAAAGGAGGUCUGACCAAUCCUCUCCCCUCUGAAAGGAGGCCUGACCAAUCCUCUCCCCUCUGAAAGAAGGUCUGACCAAUCAUCUUCCCUUUUAAAGGAAGUCUGACCAAUCCUCUCCUCUCUGAAAGAAGGUCUGACCAAUCCUCUCCCCUCUGAAUGGAAGUGUGUCCAAUCCUCUCCCCUCUGAAUGGAGGUCUGACCUGUGUUAUUCAGUGCCAAAGGGAAUUCUGGCCCCUCCCACCUUAACAUAUAUUUCUGACCAUCCCCAGUAGAAUUUUGACCGAUCCCUUUAGUGCAUUCAGACCAACCCCAGGCACCCCCACCAUCUCCACAGAAAGUCCAGCCAGUGGUGUGUGCCAGGUCCUGCAGAGCAUUUAACCGACACCAAACAUUUCUCAUUAACGUUUAUUGUCCAAAAUCUAAACAAUCAGUAAUUAAAUCCACAGUGAAGCAGUUUUGGAGGUUGAAGGACAGGACACUGUAACGUCCGUCUCAUGCGCAAUCAUGUCCAUCACCGUGGCCUUUUUUUCCCCCUCCUUCCUCAUUAUACAGUGCCACAUGCAGCAUCCACAUCAACACCAUUGCUGCUCACCAUUGGAGUUUCUGAAUGCUAAUGUGUGUUUUCUAUAUGACUGCUGUGCGCAUUCUAUAGUCUUUAUGUAGUGAAAUGAGUGGCGUGUUGACCAGCGCCUCUGUGACACUCUUUUUAAUUUAAUUGGCUCGUGUAAAUAAACAGACAGGAAUUGGUGUGUAGACCGCUGACGGCGUUUCCUCUCGCUCCCUCAGGCACAGGAGGUGAUGUGUCGAGUCAAACCUGUGUAUCGGAUCGUAAUGAAGCUCGCUGGACACAGUGACCGAGCUGGAAAGAUGUACGAGCUCGCUUUAUUUUGAUCUGGAUCGAUCAGUUGCUCCAUUUGUACGAUUGUGCAUUAAAAGUGUUUCGUCUCUGAA